This is a messenger RNA of Phalacrocorax carbo (great cormorant), 8408 nucleotides long. Lineage: Eukaryota; Metazoa; Chordata; Aves; Suliformes; Phalacrocoracidae. The record is from RefSeq and is a predicted model, not a curated record.
GCCAGCUCAUCCCCGGCCUGACCCGGGCCGGGCGGGCGCGCCCCGCGGGCUGGCGGCCUCACCGCGGCCGCCCUCGGAAGAGUCGGCGGGCCGGGAGUUCGCCUGUUGCUGCGCGGCUGGGGCGAGCCCCGGCGUUUGACAGGAGCGGGGAACGAGGCGUGACAGCGGCUCGGCCGGCCGCGGGAGGGUGUCAGCUCCGGGUCCCCCCCGACACCCCCCUGGGUAACCCCGAUACCCCCCGGGUCCUCCCGGGCCGGCGCCGCCGCGUUUCACGCGUGACGAACUGUUGGGUCUCUCAGCGCUGAGCAGUGCGCGCUGCAAGUUGCGCUCCCCUUCCUCCGCCUGCAGGAGCAAACAAUGCCCUUCUCCCUGCCUUGGGUUUGUGCAGACAGUACUCUCGGCGGGGCAGCGCCGUUGCUUCGGUACAGAAGGGCAUAACUGUUACGGGGAGUGAAAACAAACAAAGCCCCAGCGUCUGUCUAUUACAGUCAUUAAAAUCGAUUGCCAGAGCUUAUCUUGGUGCAAAUUCUGUUGAUAAAUCUGGUUUUGUUGGUAAGAUGCACCUCCUUCAGCUUGAAUUUUGGAUCUGUUCUUUACUGAAACGUUUAAGGGAAGUGUAAACCAAAGUCUUCCAGCCCAUUCCUUAAUUUCAUAGGGAAGUGAAGCGACUUUACAAAGCGUCUUUUGUUCUCUCCUGUUCUUUCAUGAAUUUAAAAAAAAGUAGGAAAACUAUGAAAAUAGAAAACAAACAUUGAACAGUAUCUUACUAUUUCGCGGGCAGGGAACGAGUGGUAGUGGACGCAGCUAAAUACUUUAUGUAAAUAAAGAAUGUGAAGUGAAUAGAUGUUAAAUUGUUGCUGUGUGUUCCGUUUCAUUUGUUGUAUUUAGAUAUUUCAUUUUGACAACAGUCAAGUUUGUUUAUCCUUACAGAAAUAAAAAUUAAAACUGAAUUAUGUCUGUUAUUAAGUGGCUUUUUCAGCUGACAUAAAAGAAUCCUGUGCUUGUGACCAGAAGCACUAGAUUAAGCAGAGGAAUUAACUGAAAACUGUAGAACUGUUGAAACACGUGUCGUGUACUGUUUUCCCUGUUUGUGUCCCCCCCAGCAUGUUACACGUUUGAAAUGUCUUAUGUAAUGGCCCAGUGAUGCAUGAGUAUGAAAUCUGUGCCUUUGCUGUCUGAGGAAGAUGUUUCUAAAAAGGUUUUGUAGUAAGAUGUCUAUUUUCCCUUCCUCAUCUUGAUGCCAGUCCAAGUCUCUUGAGCAGCUUACAAUCUCUAUAAGGCACGUCUUAAUUUGCACUGUAGUUUAUUAUAUGUAAUUAUUAAUUUAAACUGUUAAAUGGUUAGGAUGAGCAGUAAGGUUGCUUUGAGAAGUCUGCUUUGGGUCGGGCUUACUCUGUGUUGGGCAGGUGCUUGGUGUCGGGUUUGAUUCUUGGCUGUGUUGGAACUGGGGGUGGCGGAGAUGUUUUUGUCGGUGACAUCUCUCUGGGAAGCAGUUAGGGUAUAGCUGUGUGUGUGCCACUGCCUUUUCUCACUUGUCUCUGUUGAGGUAGGGGCCUGCUUUGUUGUGCCACUGGAGUGGGAAUUACAUGUAUGUAGCUUUUUGGAUCCAGAUGCCUGAACACGUUAUGCUUGUUGCUGCUCUUAGUGGUGCAGGAGGUAGCAGCGGAGACAGGCUUUUGCUUCUUAUGUUCAAAAGGGUUUAUACUGCCUGUGUUUUAGUCAUAUAUUCACUCCUACUGUUCUGUUUCAAUCUUCCCCAUUGUCCCUGUGGUAUUCCCUUUAUCCUAGAAUGUUUAUUCAAGGUGUAACUUCUCUCUUAUGGAGUACAGUUUUCCUAUAUGGAAACAUUGGUGAGCUGUUUUCGUUUUAUGCACAGGCUUCUGGUUUCACAACUUGAACUGAUGAAAGUUUUGAUAUAUGAUGGUGUAGAUGAUGGGUUAAUUUUUGACUUGAGUUGAUUUAAUAUUUUGAGUUUGUUACGUUCUCUCUUGCCUGUGUCAUAAAGAAGAUGAGAAGGCUGGUGCUAGAAUACAAAAGGGGUCUCUCUGCUCAGUGUGAUUUUCACUACACUUGCACCCCAGUCAAUGUUCAUAACUGACCUGAGCCAUUGAGGCUGGUAGAGAUCCAUCAGCAGCAAUCAUGGUAAAAUUUUGACUGUGCUUUGUACUGUACACAGAUCUAAUUUGAGAUUCCUGCAACUCAGUAAUUGCUUUAAUAGUGAACUCAGUGAGGCAUGGCAAGAAGCUAUGCUUCUGUACCUUAGAAAAUCCAUGUCUAUACACUGCACUUAGUUUGUAAGUUUUAGCUCUGCGGAGAAGGAAGUGUGGUGAGGACCACUGACUUUCAGUUGUUUUCGGCAUUUAGGCCUGAAGGUGCAGAGAACACUUAUUUGAAGUAUUUGUAAUAGCUGGAACCAUUAACGUCAAUAAUGAACAACAACAGAAUCGUUUGGUCAGCUGAAGGUCAUUAAUUCCCAGUGGUAGUAGCUCUGGUCCCCAAAUAAUGUUAUGCAUUUUUCCUCUGUUCUUCAUUCAUCUCUAAAUAAGCUGUCUGCACAACUGUAUGCAGCAGGAGAAAGUCCUGCCCAGUUCCCUAUCCUUCAGGACUGAAUUUUCAACAGGGGGAACUUGUGUGCAUGGCAAACAGUAGAUACUUGCUCCCUGGAUUUGCAAUUUAGAAUGAAAAGGCUAGAUAGUCUGAAGUUCUAAGCAGCAUGACCUUCCUUUUCAGAAUAACCACAGCCUAUUCCUUCUACAGAUAAGCUCAACUGUCUGCAUUCUGUAUGAUUUUACUGACUUGCAUUCCAAAGAUCAAUUUUGCUUUCACGAUGUUCUAGCAAUUGUUGUGUUCAAAGCCCUUGUGCCUGAAGAAUUAUCCCAGGCAUAUCCUAAGUAUUGUGAAUGUUCUUUAAAACCUAUCUUGAGUACCUCAGAAGUGCCAAAAUACAGAAAACAAGAAAAUGGACUUGCCAUGUCCUGGAGAGAAAGGAAAUAACCAGUAAGAGGCGUAAGUGGCUUUGCAUAGGAGAAAAGUAUAGGUAUUCCUGUCUGCCAGAGCUGGCACAAAGCUGUUUUCCUCUGUAUCUCCUAUUUCUAUGACUGGACCAGCAUGUAGCGGAAAAGGUGACAUUGGCUACUGCCAGUGUACUUUCUGUCACUUGGCUUCAGCUUUUGUAAAACAUGAUGAGUUGAAGCCUGUGCUAAAGAUAAACUGGUAGAAGUUGUUCUUUAACUUGUUUGGGUUUAGGCAGCUUUUUUUUUUUUUUGCACAUUAGUAGAUUUAGUAGAUUGAGCUUGUGUUGGCCGUGUAGCAGCAGUUGUAGAAAUAUAACACUUUUUCAGAUCCCAUACUAUUAUUUUCCUUUACCUUAGCUUGUCUCUUUCAGUGAGUUGUACAAAGAGUAAAGCAACAGUACAGGCUUUGCUUUUCCUAGUAAUAGUUAAAAGCAACAUUUUACUUCUUUAAUGAUUGCACAUAUGUAUAUUUGUUUUAAAUUCUGUCCCUGCAGAUGGAGGAGAAAAGCUGUUGCUAAAUAGCUUGCUGAUGCGAGAGGUCACAGUAGGAAGUGAGGUGUAAUGGUGGGGACCUUGGAGUGCUUCCAUUAAUUUGCUUAGUGACUGAGUGGCAUAUCCAAAAAGUGGAUGUUCAGGAUAACAUGUCCAAUGUGUCGGAAGAGAGAAGCACUAGACAACAGGACAUUAAGAAAGGACUCCAGUUUAUAGAAUCUACUUUGCCCUAUCCAGGGACGCAAGAACAAUAUGAGUUAUUUAUACGUGAGCUUGUUAGAAAUCUUUUUAAUGAAGGGAAUGAUGUAUAUCGAGAAGGUGAUUGGAGAGGAUCACUGAGUCACUAUACAGAAGCUAUAAAUAUAGCUGAUUAUGCUAAUUCUGAAGAAAUCCAUGUUUCUGAUGAUGUUUUAGAGAAGUUGCACGUGAACAGGAUAGCAUGUUUUUCAAAUAUGGGAUUGCAUGAAAAAGUUUUAGAAGACUGUGAGAUAGCAUUAAGAUUGAAUGAAAACAAUUUCAGAGCUCUCUAUCGGAAAGCAAAAGCUUUGAAUGAACUGGGAAGGUAUAAGAAGGCUUAUGAUGCUGUAGCAAAAUGUUCUCUUGCUGUGCCGCAGGAUGAAAGUGUAAUUAAGCUUACCCAAGAACUAGCUCAAAAACUAGGAUUAAAAAUAAGGAAAGCGUAUGUAAGAGCAAAGCCACCCUCCUCAAAUUCAGUUUCUAGCAAUGAUGUAUCAACUCAGAAUUCUUCUGUAGAAGAUAUUGAGUUAGAUUUAUCUGAUCAGAAGCAAGAGAUGGUUUCUGCUGCUUCUUCAUCAAACUUUGUUUCUGAAGUGUCAAAAGUGUCAUCCGUACCUGUACCAGCUUUAUCUGCUGUUAUGCCCCUUCAAUUAGAAAAGGUUUCUUUGCCUUCUGCAGUGUUGGCAAAUGGAGGGAAUGUUUCUUUCUCUAUGCCAGAAGCAUGUUUAGAUUGUGGAGAUGGAGAUAUAAUUAUUGGGGAAGAACUUGAUGAAUUACUUGAUUCUGUGCCUGAUCCAGAUGAAAGUGUAAUGCAAACUACAGGACCCAGGGGACCUAUUCCUGCAGGAAGCGUUGCUCCUAGUGUACCUUUCUCUGCCUCUUUGCUGGGGACGCUGCCAGUUAGUACAGGAUUUGUUCCUUCACCUUCUCUUUCAGAAAUCUUUUCACAGCCUUUGGCUUCUUCACUGGAAAAUUUUUGUUCACCAUUAAGCACCUUUUCAAUCAGUGACCCAAAAAGAGACCUCUCAAGUUCAGCUUCUAGGGAUGGAACACCGACACUCAGCAGCAAUAAUUCCCCGUUGUUUAUAAAUGGCCCUAAUAGUUUGUUUGGGUCUGAAAAUUACAUGGGAAUUACAGGCCAAACUAGAAAUGACUUUUCAAAUGUUUUUAGCAGUGCAACUGCUAAUAUACCUGCAUCUUCAGCACUUGUGGGAAGAAACCCAUUAGAAGGUACACAUGAGCUAAGACAGGCCUGCCAGUUAUGUUUUGUCAAAAAAGGUCCUAAAUUAUUGGAUUAUGCUUACCAUCCCAGUUUAGAACAUAAGUGUAAGAAGGAUAUUCUAAUUGGCAGAAUAAAAAACUCUGAAGAUAAAUCAUGGAAAAAAAUACGUCCAAGACCAACAAAGACACAGUAUGUGGGACCAUAUUAUAUAUGUAAAGAUGUUGCUGCUGAAGAGGAAUGCAGAUAUCCAGGUCACUGCACGUUUGCAUAUUGCCAAGAAGAGAUAGAUGUGUGGACACUGGAGCGCAAAGGAGCCUUCAGUCGAGAAGCUCUUUUUGGAGGAAAUGGAAAGAUUAACUUGACUGUGUCCCGACUUCUUCAAGAACAUCAUGGAUUAUUUAUGUUUCUUUGUGAGAAAUGUUUUGAUCACAAACCCAGAAUAAUAAGCAAAAGGAACAAGGAUAACUCAUCUUCUUGUUCUCACCCUGCUAUGCACGACUUUGAAGAUAACAAGUGCCUUGUCCACAUUUUGAGAGAAACUAUGGUGAAAUAUUCCAAAAUCCGCCCUUUUCAAGUUCGAUGUCAGCUUGACCUGUGCAGACAUGAGGUGCAUUAUGGCUGCUUACGAGAGGAUAAAUGCUUUUAUGCUCACAGUCUGAUAGAGCUUAAAGUCUGGAUAAUGCAAAAGGAAACAGGUAUUUCACAUGAUACUAUCGUUCAAGAAUCAAAGAAAUACUGGCAGAACAUGGAAGCUAGUGCACAUGGAUCACAGAUUCUUGGGAACCAAAUGAAAUAUGGAUCACUUAACUUGAAGAUGAAGUUUGUUUGUGGUCAGUGCUGGAGAAAUGGUCAAGUUAAUGAGCCAGACAGAAACAAAAAAUACUGUAGUGCAAAAGCAAGGCAUCCAUGGACCAAAGAUCGCCGUGUGGUGCUAGUAAUGUCUAAUGAACGUAAGAAGUGGAUGACUAUUCGUCCUCUUCCCGCAAAGAAACAAGUGCCUCUGCAAUUUGAUUUGUGCAAUCAUAUUGCUUCAGGCAAGAAAUGUCAAUAUGAUGGGAACUGCUCAUUUGCUCACAGUCCUGAGGAGAGAGAGAUGUGGACCUAUAUGAAAGAGAAUAGCAUUCAAGACUUGGAGCAGUUGUAUGACAUAUGGCUAAAAAGUCAAAAACCAGAAAAAGGAGAUGAUACAGCUGCUCAGGCAAACAAAGAAAAUGGGAAGCAAAUUCACAUGCCCACUGACUAUGCUGAAGUUACAGUGGAUUUUCACUGUUGGAUGUGUGGGAAGAACUGUAAUAGUGAGAAGCAAUGGCAGGGUCACAUUUCUUCUGAAAAGCAUAAAGAGAAGGUUUUCCAUACUGAGGAUGAUCAAAACUGCUGGCAGUAUCGCUUUCCAACUGGAUAUUUUAGCAUUUGUGAUAGAUAUAUGGCUGGUACUUGCACUGAAGGAAACAACUGUAAAUUUGCCCAUGGAAAUGCUGAACUCCAUGAGUGGGAAGAACGAAGACAAGUUUUAAGAAUGAAGCUCAGCAAAGCAAGAAAAGACCACUUGAUUGCCCCCAGUGAUAAUGACUUUGGAAAAUAUAGUUUUUUGUUUAAAGAUUUAAACUAAUACGGAAAUGACACAUACAUAUUAGCGGGAAGCAUAAACCAGAAAAUUUGACAAUAAUCAAAAGCAUGUGACAGAAAAGCUGCAGGUUUUCUGCUUUUAUUGGCAUAUAUUGUUCCUCCUGAACAGCAAAAUAUAGUAGAUUUAGGGGGACUGAGCAGACCUGUCUAUGCUCUCAUGAAACAGAGUGGUGAUUAAAAAAAAUCUGAAGUAUUACGUGCUUACUCACCUUCUGUUGGACAGAAAGAUAGGAAAUAGAAGGGGGGGAAGAGAGGUUAUAAUAUCUAGGAAGCCCCCUAGUAUCAGUCCUUCAGUUGAAAAACUUUUAAGGUAUCAAGGUAUUACAAAACAGAGUGUUAUGGGCUAAGAAGAAAAUGAUGGAUGAAAAUUCUUUAGAUCUUCUAAUGGAGAGGAUUUGUUUAAAACAAAGUUUGCUACUUAUCUAUAUGUAGGUUGCUAAAAAGGAUUUUCUUAUUAAAGAUUUUAAACAAAAUAACCAUUUAACUACAGUAUAUGUUGAAUGGGUAUUUUUUCUCUAUUUGUAUGUUUCAAUAUAAUUUACUGAAAAAGGAUCUUGGGAGGGAAAAAAGUAUUAAUUUUUGAAAAUGAAGUAGUUAAAAUUCUGUUUCUUGGUCUUUGCUGUUUAAAUGAUGAUUUCGAAAGAUUAAACUUGUAUGUCAGUAUUGUGUAUUGUAUGGACUAAUGUUGCCUGUAAUAAAGAGAACUUUACACAAAGCUGUUUUCUGCAUGUAGCCUCUCAGGAUUGAGACUUUGUAAAAACAAACAAAUGAUGAUUUGCCUGUUAGCAAAAGCUUCAGCACCUGUAGCUAAAAAUUUAAUAAGUUGGUACUUGUGUCUCCAGCUGCUUGUUUGCAGUUUUCUCUAUUGCAUCAUCUCAUGACUAAAAUAACAAAAAUGGCCAGCUAACUUGCAAAGUAGACAAAGCAUUUUGGAGCUAUGUGGUGCUGGGAUGCCUUUUCAGCCUUUUGACCUGGUUAGGAACCACCACCUCACCUGCAAGGUGGAUGGUACUUCAGAUGGCAUUUCCUGCAGACAGCAGGCAAUGGAAAACUGUUCAUGGGCUGAGACGACUUCUGACUGACAAGCCAUUUGGCUUUACGGUUGCUGGAGCUUCUGUUGCAUUUUGGCCUUUCCGCAGAUUAUGCUUUCAGGUUUUUUGUGUGUUCACUUAAUUCCUUUUUUUCUUUAAAUUAAGCUUUUUUCAGCCAUUCAUUCAACAUAACUAAAGCUAGGUUUCUUCCCCCCCCCUAUGACUGACUUCUCCCUCCUUUCAACAGUGUUUUCUCUGUUAUUGGCUGACCUUUUAUAAUUAGAAGAGCUUUAAGAAUGACUUCAGUAGUUUGAAUGUAGUCAUUGGCUGUAUAUUGUGUACGUAAGAAGUGUUCAACCAAAGUUCAGUGAUACCUGUACCCAUGACAAGUCUGGAUGCUGUGUCCCUUCAACUUCACAAAAUAAAAGCACAACGACUAUAAAAACACCACCUUCUGCUUCAGCCGUAGCUUGGGGAGCUUGUGCGGUAUCUGUUCCUUGCAGGCUCAGCUGAGGUACAUUUGAAUACGAUGUACAGUAUGCAUACAAAAUCAGCUUAGUGCUUGAAAUGCCACCUGCUGCAGUGCUAAUUUUUUACAUUGUUUGUAAUAAACUGAGCUUGAAAUAGAGUACUAUGGACACUUAUUUCUGUGACAAAACCUGACUGUAUCGUGUGCCUUUCUGAAUUGUUUUCUCAGUUUUAUGCUGUCAUUGUUUAAUGUGAGUGCUCUGUAAGUUAUUGGAAGUAAUUCUAGACGAAACUAAACAUGAAAUCCUUGUUCUGUAA